Messenger RNA from Exophiala aquamarina CBS 119918, 1191 nucleotides. RefSeq lists its product as uncharacterized. The transcript has 2 exons. The coding region runs from base 1 to 1191 and encodes 396 amino acids. NCBI's taxonomy places the organism in Eukaryota, Fungi, Ascomycota, Eurotiomycetes, Chaetothyriales, Herpotrichiellaceae. The record is from RefSeq and is a predicted model, not a curated record.
AUGGUAGUUUGUAACCUGGAGGGCGUGUCACAGCGCUACCGUACCAUGCUAUCGACUGCUUUGACAUUGGGUCGCGAACUCGGAUUGCACCGUCUGAACGAGUCGGAGCAAAACCUCCCGUCCAACGUGGGAGCUUCCAAUCAAGUUGAAGCUGAAAUUGGGAGACGAGUAUGGUGGUACCUCAUAGCGACGGAGUGUCCUUCAGCGGCUGUAUAUACUGCCCAUCCAGCCCACAUGGCAGUCAAUAAGCCUCUCCAUCUGGAUGACGAUGACUUGGACACCGGUCGUCUCGAGCAAGAAAAACCAACGUCCCAGCCGACAUCCAUGUCAUACUUUCUGCAGAGGCUUCGACUUGCAGAAAUUUGUCGCAUUUCCGCCGACCGUGGGUUAACAAACCCUCAGAGCUCGGAAAGCCUGAAUCAAAGCAAUGUGAUCUAUAUCGAUGCCGAGUUGAAACGACUCAGCGAAUCAUUGCCACUAUUCUUCCUUCUCGACAACAAUAAACGGCAGAUCAGUGAUCAUUCGCAGAACUCCACGAUCAUAGUACAACGAUAUUUCAUCAAUUCGCUGAUUCAUACCCAGCGGUGCAAGCUUCACCUGCCGUACCUUGUUCAAGGAUUAAUUGGUCCUGAAUAUGUCUACUCCAGGCAUUCGUGUCUAGCGUCAGCUCGGAUGAUCGUCCAGACCGAACUGCAACUGGAACAGGAAGACAUCCCCUUCACGAGGACCCGGUUCAGACACACCGGCGUCUUGUAUGGACUGUUGAUGGCGAAUGUUGUGUUUCUACUGGACGGCUGUUCUUUGCCCAGUGCAAGUGUUGGCUUAGCGAGCCGACGUUGCAACGAAGCAGUGCACGCGAUGCGCAUUCUUGAACAAGCCAAACCUCAUUCUCAGAUUGCGGCCCGGUUUUGGUGUAGCAUAAAGCGUAUAUUGUCCAACAGUAGAGGCGUGGAGCCUCCAGUGCCUUCCCACAUGAUGGAAGACAGUAUGACUGAUGCUCCGGCGAGGAAUCUUGGUGCGCAGGGUCACUGUCUCAACUCCAUGAACUGGAGCGGCUUCGAUGCGCAAAGUGUACCGACGGAGCCUUUGACAUAUCUCACCACCAUCAACGAGCCCUUCUCCAACAAUUCUGAGGCACUUUCUGCGGACUGGAAUUACUUGUUUGGUGGUUUGGACUGGCAGGGGUUCUGA